Portunus trituberculatus (swimming crab) is the source of this 2049-nucleotide messenger RNA. Its product is annotated as mucin-21-like. NCBI's taxonomy places the organism in Eukaryota, Metazoa, Arthropoda, Malacostraca, Decapoda, Portunidae. Bases 1 to 2049 code for a protein of 682 amino acids. The record is from RefSeq and is a predicted model, not a curated record. The transcript has 3 exons.
AUGACUGGGUGGGUGCCCCGAGAGGUCACUGGGCGAGGGAACACAAAUACUCAGAGGAAACCACAGAGGGCCCAACACACCAGUGCCACAAACUCUGAGUACAAACCACAGAGGGCGCAACACACCAGUGCCACAAAAUCUGAGGACAAACCACAGAGGGCCCAACACACCAGUGCCACAAACUCUGAGUACAAACCACAGAGGGCCCAACACACCAGUGCCACAAACUCUGAGUACAAACCACAGAGGGCCCAACACACCAGUGCCACAAACUCUGAUGCCACAAACUCUGAGUACAAACCACAGAGGGCCCAACACACCAGUGCCACAAACUCUGAGUACAAACCACAGAGAAUCCAACACACCAGUGCCACAAACUCUGAGUACAAACCACAGAGGGCCCAACACACCAGUGCCACAAACUCUGAGUACAAACCACAGAGAAUCCAACACACCAGUGCCACAAACUCUGAGUACAAACCACAGAGGGCCCAACACACCAGUGCCACAAACUCUGAGUACAAACCACAGAGGGCCCAACACACCAGUGCCACAAACUCUGAGUACAAACCACAGAGGGCCCAACACACCAGUGCCACAAACUCUGAGUACAAACCACAGAGGGCCCAACACACCAGUGCCACAAACUCUGAGUACAAACCACAGAGGGCCCAACACACCAGUGCCACAAAAUCUGAAGACAAACCACAGAGGGCCCAACACACCAGUGCCACAAACUCUGAGUACAAACCACAGAGGGCCCAACACACCAGUGCCACAAAAUCUGAAGACAAACCACAGAGGGCCCAACACACCAGUGCCACAAAAUCUGAAGACAAACCACAGAGGGCCCAACACACCAGUGCCACAAAAUCUGAGGACAAACCACAGAGAAUCCAACACACCAGUGCCACAAAAUCUGAGGACAAACCACAGAGAAUCCAACACACCAGUGCCACAAAAUCUGAGGACAAACCACAGAGGGCCCAACACACCAGUGCCACAAACUCUGAGGACAAAUCACAAAGGGCCCAACACACCAGUGCCACAAACUCUGAGUACAAACCACAGAGAAUCCAACACACCAGUGCCACAAACUCUGAAGACAAACCACAGAGGGCCCAACACACCAGUGCCACAAACUCUGAGUACAAACCACAGAGGGUCCAACACACCAGUGCCACAAACUCUGAGUACAAACCACAGAGGGCCCAACACACCAGUGCCACAAACUCUGAGUACAAACCACAGAGGGCCCAACACACCAGUGCCACAAACUCUGAGUACAAACCACAGAGGGCCCAACACACCAGUGCCACAAACUCUGAGUACAAACCACAGAGGGCCCAACACACCAGUGCCACAAACUCUGAGUACAAACCACAGAGGGCCCAACACACCAGUGCCACAAACUCUGAGUACAAACCACAGAGAAUCCAACACACCAGUGCCACAAACUCUGAGUACAAACCACAGAGGGCCCAACACACCAGUGCCACAAACUCUGAGGACAAACCACAGAGGGCCCAACACACCAGUGCCACAAACUCUGAGUACAAACCACAGAGAAUCCAACACACCAGUGCCACAAAAUCUGAGAACAAACCACAGAGAAUCCAACACACCAGUGCCACAAAAUCUGAGGACAAACCACAGAGAAUCCAACACACCAGUGCCACAAAAUCUGAGGACAAACCACAGAGAAUCCAACACACCAGUGCCACAAAAUCUGAGGACAAACCACAGAGAAUCCAACACACCAGUGCCACAAAAUCUGAGGACAAACCACAGAGGGCCCAACACACCAGUGCCACAAACUCUGAGGACAAAUCACAAAGGGCCCAACACAGCAAUGCCAAGAUUCCUAAGGCCAGACCUAACAAGGACAAACACCAUCAUAGGUUCAGAGCCUCACAUGGCAGCUCCCCCCCCUCUGCCGUAUUCAUUACAGGCCUUGAAUGGCUACGAACCUAUAGUCCAAUUUUCUGCCGGAGAUUUCCACGACGGCCAAGCACUCACUGGCCAAUUCUGCGUCGAGAAACUCGAUGA